AUGCCAUCAUCCAACGACGAGGUGUUUCACGCAGAAGACACGCCGGAUGAAGCAAAGGGAAACAAGGCCAGUCGAAAGAAACAGAAGAAGAAGGCAGCCAAGCAGAGACUCGAAGCCGAAGAUGACUCUGCUAAGGACUCAUCAUCUGAAGGCCCUCACCUCUCGCCCGAUCUGGUACCGACCCUCGCGCCAAUCGCGCCCUCACCUCCCCCUUCUCGUUCUCCAAGUCCUCCUCUAGACACUCAGCUUCCUGCUACAACACCAGACUAUUCCCCACCUGAAAAGACUGCUUCACCCUUGUCAAAAGUACCUGCUCUGCAAUCUCCCAGGCAACAGCUGCAUCCAUUUGCGCCAACCUCAGAGCCGUCUCCUCCGCAAGAUGGCGUAAUGCUGGGACAUGAUAGCUCAAAGAUUCCUUCACGCCUGUCUGGUGCUGGAUCUCCACUCCAUGCUGCUUCCCUAUCUUCGUCUCCCCAAGGUGGCAUACGGUUACCUCAAGGUUUCGUGUCGAGAGGCUUCUCUGAGGCUACAAACGUUCCUUACACUUCUACACCGGCGAACCAACCCAUGAACUUCGCAAACACCAAUCAGAUACUGCCAUAUGAGCCUUUGCCUCCGCACAUGCCUCAACGUCACUUCUCAAGGCUGGCCGAGUUCGACUUUAGCAGACCCGUACAUACAGACAAGUUCUUGCAAGCUGGAGCGAGAGGUUAUUACUGCGGCUUCGACACAUGGCAAACACCCAAAGGCGUCUCCUCUACAGGUACAAGCUCGGUCGUGGUUGUCGGCUUCGAAGGUGGUCUAGAGGUUCACAAAGUCAACCGACAGAAGACCGAGGUGCUAGGCCGUCUAGAGGGUUUACAUGGCGGUAUCAUCGACGCGAAGAUUUUGCCGUGGACAGCUCGUGACGAUCCAUUGGAACACUUACGUCCUCUGGUCGCCUGUGUCAUCCACGGCCCGGUGCUCGAUCGUGACCCUGAACAGCCGUCUUCCCCUCCUGGCAUCAAAGAGUAUCAUACCUUUGUCGAAGUCUAUUCAAUGCGAACCUGUCAACGUGUGAGCAGGCUUUUCCAAACCAGACCCGAGAAGAUUCACCAAUCAGUCGUAACNAAAGGGUUCAUACCUCCUCCACCCAUCGGCAACCUCAGUGUCGCUGCCGAAGGACGCUUCGUUCUUGUCACCUCAGGUGUGAGCGGUGAGGUCUAUGUGUUUGCCGUCCGAAGCAAGCAACCAGCUGCCGAACACCAGCCAUUCUGCUGUCUCGGAAAAUACUGGUCAAGCCUGCAGACAAGAAUCUCGUCAUCGGAAGAGAGAACCACGAUGACAAACAAUGAUCUUGGAACUGCAAGACUCAAGAACUCGAAGAGAGCAGUGUAUGCCUUGAGUGACCGCUGGCUAGCCAUUAAACCUCCACUUAUCUCGUCUUCGCAGACGACUUUGAAAGGUAGUACGGGUUCCAUCGACCAUAUUGACCCCGUUGGUAUCGCGAGUCAUGCUUCGCCAGCCCCCCCUCUACUGAACUGUGAGGUUGAUGCGCCGUUUAAUGAGAGCCUUAUCAGUCGUGUCGCCAAAACUACUACGCGAGAAAUAUACAAAGGUGCUCAGCAAGGUUUUCAAGCAUUGAAGACGUACAUCAACCGCCCGGCCAACUCGAAUGGUGAUGCUGCCUAUUACGGGUCGCCCCAAUCGCCCCAGACUGAGCACAAUGCAUUUCCGCCUACUCAUGCUCAUAGCAACGAACCACAAACAUCUCCGAUAGAGCCAGCACUGGUGUCCAUUAUCGAUCUUGAGAAAUUGUUGGAACGUGGAGAGCGGGAGGGCAAGGGGAUUCAGUCUUCUUCGCACACCUUUCAUCUGAACGAUGGAUGUUCCUUCCUCUCAUUUUCUCCCAGCGGGUUGUCUCUACUUGCCACUAACCACGUUGGCGACGAGUCAAGGGUCUGGGACUUGACCCGCAUCAAUGAUUGUAGAGCAGCUGUCGCGGAUCCGUCUUCCGUCGGUACUGUUCGAUUGGUCUCCAGAUUCCACAGGCUGUCGCCGUCAGUGGUGACUGAUGCUUUCUGGACGGUACGUGGAGACCGCAUCGCCAUCGUUACUGACAAAGGUACUGUGCAUCUGUAUGGCCUGCAAUCCUUGGAGUUCAAGCCUACGGUCAUCUUGCCAUCAAACUUGCCGUCUCCAGGCUCAUCCCCGCGUGAAGAACUCCAAGCACCAGCUGGAGGUUUCAUGAGCAACAUGCGUGCUGGAUGGCAGAGCAUCCACGGCCUGGCUACUAGGCCACGAAAUGGCUCGAACGGCAUUGUGAGUACCCUUGGCAACGCUUCAAUGGCUGCAAGGUAUGCAGGAGGAAGGGCUGUACGCCAAGGACUGUCCAAGGGAUUUGGCAUGGCUGCUGAAGGGGCUCAUCAUAUCCGACACGCCGAGGACAACAAGAUCCGUUUGCAUCCAGCUCAGCACUUUGUUUCGCCAAGAUGUGUACAGUGGCAGCAUGGCAAAGAUCGAGACAUGAUUGCGACUCUAUGUAACGGUGUUCUUACCUUGUUGGCUGUCAAAAACGUCAGCCAUACACAACACAAGAAGACCGUCAUCAGCCCGGCUGUAGAUAAAACGCCACUCUGGACACAGCCUCUUCCAACCAUUUCCAGCGAUUUAUUACCACCUUCAGUACUUGGGUUGCUUGAGCCUAAUGGACCCCACGGCGGGUGUGCUCGCGAAGGUUCGCAUGGGUUCUGUGUCUGGGAUGUAUCUCCAGCUCAAAGACUCGCCGAAAGACGAGCUUCUAAUGUCAGUCUGGGUAAGAGGAAAGUGAGAAUACCUAUCCAAGACAAGGACACAAACCCGUCUUACAUGCCUUACCAUCGCCUACCGACUGUCAAUCUCUUCACCGUCUCUGACUCUGGAAGUCAAACAGACGAGACAGACGAUUCUUGGGUGUUUGGACUGCCUUUGGCGCCCAAUAGGAGAGUCAGCAGCCCACAGAACGAUACAGCAGAGACCUAUGACGAAGGCAUUACCGAAGAAGACAUGGAAGGAUUUGUCGGUCAAAUGGAUGAAACUCUUCGUGGACAAGGAUUUGCGAAGAGUGACCACGAGCUCGAUGCACAGGAAGAGAAGCUGGUUGACAUGUGA
This is a messenger RNA of Aureobasidium musti, 3129 nucleotides long. The record is from the annotation of a GenBank genome assembly. NCBI's taxonomy places the organism in Eukaryota, Fungi, Ascomycota, Dothideomycetes, Dothideales, Saccotheciaceae.